Messenger RNA from Oncorhynchus keta (chum salmon), 2759 nucleotides. RefSeq names its product R-spondin 2 (gene rspo2). The record is from RefSeq and is a predicted model, not a curated record. NCBI's taxonomy places the organism in Eukaryota, Metazoa, Chordata, Actinopteri, Salmoniformes, Salmonidae. The coding region runs from base 717 to 1457 and encodes 246 amino acids. The transcript is spliced from 6 exons.
CCCUGGGGGAGCCUCGGUGUAGCGUGAGGACCUAGGCUGCUAAAUAGCAUGUGUCAUCUUCAUUAUCUAAAAUAAUAAGAAAAAACACUUCACUCUGGUCAAGGGGCUUCUAAUUCUGAGCAGCCCCAAAGAUCUAGACAUCUCCACGUGACAGGAGCAGCUAUAUGAGAAAGCAGCCCAAGCAUCAGGACCAGUAGUAACCUACCACUUCACCAUCUGCUCGAAGCGCAAAUGCAGACAAUCUAGAGGAGAAUCUACUGGCUUCACAUCCUUUGCUUUUAAAAACCCCAACGAUAAACGGGACGUCCGAAUGGUGUAGACAAGUUGGAGUGAAAAAGGACACGCUCUCCGCGGGGAAAUAGGUAUUACCGGAAUAAAACUCGCGUGCGUCUCAAGGAGAAGGGAGAUCACUCGGACCUCUGUUCUCUUCAGAAUAACUUUUCAUACAAGAGGUGAUGCUGUAUGCUCCAGACCCGCUGUGGCUUUCUGAAGUGGAUUUAGACUGUCACAUAUGCAGCACGCAAAGGGACACUUGUGAAUGAAGGAACGGUUAUCUUCAUAAAAUGAUAUUAUCCCGCGGUGAGAUACUAUGUUGUCGCUGCUCGUUUAAUGUGUGACAAAUUGGAAUCAUUCAAGAAACUGGAGGAAGCGAACCAGAUAAUUCAUCCCAAACACCAUUGGCACUUCUUAUUCGAGUCGGAACACCAGCCGUCCAGAUGCAGUUUCGACUUUUCUCAUUGACUUUAAUCGUGUUGAACUGUAUGGAGUACAGCAACUGUCAAACGCAGUCAAAUCGCUGGAGGAGGAACAAAAGAGCUAGCUAUGGUGUGUACCCCAUCUGCAAGGGCUGCUCGGUGUGCUCCAAGGACAAUGGCUGCGUGAACUGCCAGCCCAAGCUCUUCUUGUUCCUGCGGAGGGAGAGGAUGAGGCAGUACGGCGAGUGUCUCCACGCAUGUCCGACGGGAUACUAUGGCAUUCGAGCUCCGGAGAUCAACACGUGCUCCCGGUGCAGGAUAGAUAACUGUGAGUCCUGCUUCAGUAAAGACUUCUGCACCAAGUGCAAGGCAGGGUUUUACCUGCACAAAGGGCGCUGCUCCGAGAAGUGCCCCGAGGGCUUUGCGCCCCUGGAGGACACCAUGGAGUGUGGAGAGGGCUGCGAGGUGGGCCAGUGGAGCGAGUGGGGGUCCUGCACCAGGAGAAACAAAACCUGCGGCUUCAAGUGGGGUCUGGAGACCCGGACGCGGCACAUCGUGAAGAAGCCUCCCAAGGACACUAUACCCUGCCCCACUAUCGCCGAGUCCAAGAGAUGCAAAAUGGCCAUUAGGCACUGCAGGAGAGGAGAAUCAGGGAAGCACCGACCCAAAGAACCAAAGAAGAAGUCCAACAAGCAGAGGCUCCGGUUCCAGGCCCAGAACCAGCACAGUGACCACCUGGCCUCCAUGAGCUCCAGCCAAUAGAGGACUGGAACCCCCCUCCCCUUGGAACCUAAACAACACAAAGCUGCUAGCUGCUGCUCCACAAAUCUCCCCCCCCGUCAACCCACCCCCCUACCCCAGCACACAGUCACACUACACCCUAUUAAUGACCCUACACAUGUCUAUGGUUGUAGUAAAGUACACAUAUGCCCUCUGUCCCUGUCUCUCUCUGCCUUCUGCUGCUUCCCUCGUACCGUAGAGUACCGCAUCGUAGUGUACCGCUGACAGAUCAGCCAAUCAGCUUUGAGCCCACUGUGACAUCAUAGAACUCAUAGAAACAUUUGUUCCCUUUGCUCACACGUCAUGUACGUCUGGUUAGAACAAACCAAACGAGGGGCGACCGACACACACAGACGGACGGACUGAGGACGCGAAGGAGCAGAAGGAGAAUGAGGAAUGAGAUGGAUGUUGAUAAUUGUGAUGACUGUCCAGCUAAGGGGGCAAUGAAAGACGCCGAGACGACGAUUCCGACGGAGAGAGGAAGAGCGUGCAAAGAGAUGGAAUGAGAGGAUGAUCAAGAGAAGAGGAGAGAUUUGGCAGAAGCAACGAGGGUGACGGCUCUAAGUGACAUCUUUAAAUCAUUUAGACUUUUCUGUAUUUAUUUCAAAGCCAACUCUUAUUUUCCCCCCAUCGGAGGCGGUGUGUUCCAUGUACUGCCUGUUUGUUCACUAUGUACAUUUUUGAGAGUCAUGUUAAGGAAUACCAUGCAUAGUUGCAAUGUAUUUUAUUCUCAGCACAAAAUGUUUACGUCCAGAACCGCUUCAGCUCUCUAACUGUACGGUGUGGAUAAAUAAAUGUAGUUGUUUGACUUAGCAUGGCAAAAAAAAAAAACUCAUGCGUACAUAGUUGAUGAGUUUAUCCAAUUAUAAAACCUAUUACUGUGUUUUCGGUAUUGACUCUCCUUCAGCGUUCUAAAUGUUUUAGUGAAAAGGUUGUAAUAUCAAGCCACAGUUUCAAAAAGAUUGAAAACAAAGUAAUAAACAUAGCCACCACAUAGCUAUUACAUUUAUAUGGUAUAUAUUUGAUUUAUUUAUUGAUUCUAUUUUGUACUUUUGUGUUCGGUGACAAUUUUGUCUCAUACUGUUACUACUCUGUGCUGAAAUAUGAUUUGAAUCCCACAAUACAGAUAUCUUUAAAAGAGCCUCUUGUUUGUGUCUGGUCGUGCGAAACAGUUUGAGUGUUGCAUCGCGUUCAUUUGGUCUCAUCUACCGAUUUUCAAUGUUUCAAAAACGGCAAAAAUAAAAUGCGGGCUUCGUUUGACAUUCUUUUAGGUUUGAUAUUCAG